This is a messenger RNA of Ogataea parapolymorpha DL-1, 1851 nucleotides long. Its product is annotated as Multidrug transporter of the major facilitator superfamily. The record is from RefSeq and is a predicted model, not a curated record. Gene Ontology annotation, biological process: transmembrane transport; intracellular polyamine homeostasis. The transcript has a single exon. Gene Ontology annotation, molecular function: polyamine transmembrane transporter activity. The coding region runs from base 1 to 1851 and encodes 616 amino acids. Lineage: Eukaryota; Fungi; Ascomycota; Pichiomycetes; Pichiales; Pichiaceae.
AUGAGUGAUCGGCACUCCUCUGACUUAAUCUCUAUAGACUCAGAGGUUUCGAGAGACCAUGACAAGCCUGUGGGUUUGACUGAAGACAGUCAAGAAAAUCAAGAAAAACAGCAGAAUGAGGGAAGCGGUGCCUCACUAACAGUCUCCCUAACAAAGCUUUCAUCAUACAAACUUGACAAGUCAAAGAUAGUACCCAGAGAGAAACGGCGAGGACUGUUCUCUAUCUUGCUUUUAAUCCCUGAAUACGAUAACCCUCGUGACUUGCCCCCGAUGAUAAAAUAUAUCAUCGUGUUUAACGUUGCGUUCUGCGCGAUGAUAGGACCAAUGGGUACUUCUAUCCUCCUUCCAGCUACAGAGAACAUAUGUGACGAGCUACAUACUUCUGUUACAAUUGUUAAUGUCAGUAUUGGUAUUUAUUUGAUCACUUUGGGAGUUUUCCCGCUUUGGUGGUCAAGCUUCAGCGAGAGACACGGGAGGCGUUCUAUUUAUUUAAUCAGUUUCAUUCUCUAUUUUGCAUUCACCAUUGGCUGUGCCUUGUCGAAGUCAAUAGGCAUGCUUAUAGGAUUCAGGGUCUUAUCGGGAGCUUGCGCUGCUAGUGUGCAAGCAGUUGGGGCGGGGAGCAUAUCAGACUUGUAUCCGAUUCAUCAGAGAGGAGCUGCUAUGGGUAUAUUUUACCUCGGCCCGUUGGCUGCUCCACUUCUGUCGCCUAUCGUUGGUGGUGCUAUCACCUCGAGAAAGAGUUUUGGUUGGAGGGGUACUCAAUGGUUUUUAGUGAUUUUGUCAGGAGUUUGCAUUGUCCUUCUACUUUUUGCACAGCCAGAGACACUCCGACUACAAGAUAAUAGAGAAGCUGUUCGAAAGAUAUUAAGAGAACGCUUGAAGAAGAAUACAGACGAAGAGCAAGGGUUGUCAGACGAAAAUCAGGAGUCAGAUGUACAAGUGGAUCGAAUUUUGUCGCGACUUUCUAGGCAGCCCUCGAGACUCGAAGAUUCAGACCCAGUGGAUACAGUUACUCCCAUUGGGCGUAUAUCCACUCAUGUUUCUCAAAGUCAGCGCCAAGAGGAUUUAGAGAGACUCAAAUUGGAGAUUGAAGAUUUAGAACAACCAGAAAAGCAAGGAAAGGUUGCAGUUUUCAAGCGAAAUCUAUAUACCCACGGUUUCUUGCCAUUAAAGUCUCUGCAUUUUUUGAGGUAUCCACCUGUUUUCCUAGCUAUAUGCUACUCUGCUCCAUGUUUUGCCGUGUUAUACUUUGUCAACAUGACGCUUUCAUACUGCUAUUCUCGACCUCCUUACAAUUUCAACUCCCUUCUGGUUGGUCUUGUCUACAUUCCAAAUUCGGUGACUUACAUUAUAGCCUCAAUCUGGGGAGGCCGAUUCACGGAUUACUUACUUGAGAAAAAACGCCAAAAGUAUGGUAUCGUUGCCCCGGAGGCACGUUUUGGUGUCAACGUCUACUUGGCCGCAGGCAUAUUUCCAUGUUCGCUCCUGAUUACCGGAUGGUGCCUGGAUAAGAAAGAGCACUGGGUUACACCAUUAGUCGGAACAGCUCUUUUUGGAUUUGCUCAAAUGAUUGUUAUCGGAACUACAGUCACAUAUAUUGCUGACUCUUUACCUGGCAGAGGUGCCACGGGAAUUGCACUGUCCAAUUUUGUUCGGAUGCUUUUGGCAGCAGGUGCUUCGUUUGCCACAGAACCUUUAAUCAAAGCUCUGGGAACCGGUAUCCUGUUUUCCAUUUUAGCGGGGUGCACUAUCGUUCUCUCCAGCAUUUUAGCCAUACUCAAGUUGCGUGCUGAUUAUUGGCGAGAGACGUAUAAUUUAGAGAGACUCUAUGAUAUAGUGGACGAUUCAUAA